This is a messenger RNA of Erigeron canadensis, 2202 nucleotides long. Its product is annotated as O-fucosyltransferase 1-like. The record is from RefSeq and is a predicted model, not a curated record. Bases 253 to 1809 code for a protein of 518 amino acids. The transcript is spliced from 10 exons. Lineage: Eukaryota; Viridiplantae; Streptophyta; Magnoliopsida; Asterales; Asteraceae. Gene Ontology annotation, cellular component: trans-Golgi network; cytoplasm; endosome.
UGAGUUGCUACAGAAAAAAAAGGAAAGAAAUGUUGCUACACGUUCUGUUUUGAGUACUAGUCAAGUUUAUAGAUGAAAAUUGAUAGUCACAUACGAACUUUGCAAGAAUCUGAUUAAAACACCCAAAUUUGUAGCAGUUAAAUCCCUAUUUUAUCCUUUUUUCUUUGCUCUCAUCACUCGAUCAGAUCCACCACUUAAAUCCUUAAUUAUUUAGACCAAAGAUUCCUACUUUCGAUCUGGGUAUCUCAUAAAAUGAGAAGGCCUGGUGAAGGAAUGAUGUUUAGAAGACCAAAUUAUUAUUAUAGUAAUAGAAAUCAGUUGAAGCAAGUUAAAGUGUUGUGUAGCAGAUUCAAGAUUACAGUUGUUUUAGUUGUUAUUUUGAUUAUUUAUUUCUUCUUCUUUUCCACCAAAGAGAUUACUUAUAUAUCACCUGCACAAUCUGAGGUGAAUGUGCACAAACUUUGGGAUACUGCUGAUUCUGGUGGUUGGAGACCAUCAUCCACACCUAGAUCUAAUUGGCCUCCUCCUUCAAAUGAGAGCAAUGGGUUCUUGCGUGUUCGUUGUAAUGGUGGUUUAAAUCAGCAGCGGACUGCGAUCUGUAACGCGGUGCUUGCUGCAAGAAUUAUGAAUGCCACACUUGUGCUGCCCGAGCUGGAUACAAAUUCCUACUGGCAUGAUGACAGUGGUUUUCAAGGUCUAUAUGAUGUUGAUCAUUUUAUCAAGUCAUUGCGUUAUGAUGUACGCAUAGUUGAGAGCAUUCCUGAAAUUCGGAAGAACGGAAAAACAAGAAAGAUGAAAGCUUUUCAGCUUCGUCCACCUAGAGAUGCGCUAAUCAGCUGGUAUACAACGACUGCUUUGGAGAAAAUGAAGGAACAUGGUGCUAUUUAUCUCACACCCUUCUCUCACCGAUUAGCAGAAGAGAUUGACAAUCCUGAAUACCAGCGACUAAGAUGUAGAGUCAACUAUCAUGCCCUUAGAUUUAAGCCACAUAUAAUGCAAUUAAGCCACUCGAUAGUUGCUAAACUUCGCUCACAAGGUCACUUCUUGUCGAUACAUCUUCGGUUUGAAAAGGAUAUGCUGUCAUUUGCAGGGUGUUUUGACAUAUUUUCUCCUCAGGAACAAAAGGUAUUGAGGAAAUACCGAAAGGAAAACUUUGCUGAUAAGGACCUUGUUUAUAGUGAAAGACGGGCUAUUGGAAAAUGUCCUCUAACUCCAGAAGAGGUUGGUCUUGUUUUACGUGCAAUGGGAUUCGACAAUUCCACUCGAAUAUACCUUGCUGCUGGUGAAUUAUUUGGUGGCGAGCGGUUCAUGAUGCCUUUCCGAGCCAUGUUUCCAUUGCUUGAGAACCACAGCACCGUAGACUCAUCUACUGAGUUAUCUGAUAACACACAAGGCUUGCUGGGUUCAGCUGUUGAUUACAUGGUUUGCCUUUUAUCAGACAUUUUCAUGCCAACGUAUGAUGGUCCAAGCAACUUUGCCAAUAACCUUUUGGGCCACAGACUCUACUACGGAUUCCGGACCAAUAUCCGGCCUGAUCGAAAGGGUCUAGCUCCAAUCUUUAUAAAACGCGAACAGGGUAACGCCGCUGGUUUUGAAGAGGCUGUCAGGCGUGUGAUGAUGAAAACAAACUUCGGUGGUCCCCAUAAACGAGUAUCCCCCGAGUCUUUUUAUACAAAUUCUUGGCCCGAGUGUUUUUGUCAAACAUCAGGGUCGAAUCCUGCUGAUAGAUGUCCACCUGACAAUAUAAUGGAAGUACUUGAGGAUCGAUUGGUCAGUGAAAUGACCAACGUGACUUCCAAUAGUGAAUAGGCUUGUUCAUUAGAUAUGGUUGAAAUGUUCUUUUUCAUUUUUCUCUUCAACUAAAUCGGUGACGAUGCCCAUGAAGAGCAGCAGCAGCAGCAAAAAUUGAGCAUGAGAUGGAUGACUACAAAGCUUACAUAAAGCGUUACUGAAUAGAGGUAUAGAGGCAUAGAGCUUGACAACCGUGGAGGAUAGAAGAGAAGCAACAUGGUGUUUUGUAGUCGUUUAACAUGUAUCACUGUGAAAUUUCUUUAGAUCAACAUCAUAUGAAACAACACUAUAACAUAGUAGUAGUGUGUACAACAUACGGAUGCUAUGUUAAUUGUGGUAAUUCCCUUAUAGCGAGCCGAAUGUAAUGUUGUGCAUCAAUAAAGGUGAUGCAUAGCUUCUGAUGUAUUUUUU